Acanthamoeba castellanii str. Neff is the source of this 1626-nucleotide messenger RNA. Its product is annotated as NOL1/NOP2/sun domain containing protein. The transcript is spliced from 6 exons. The coding region runs from base 1 to 1626 and encodes 541 amino acids. The record is from RefSeq and is a predicted model, not a curated record. Gene Ontology annotation, molecular function: tRNA (cytidine-N5)-methyltransferase activity; RNA binding. Lineage: Eukaryota; Discosea; Longamoebia; Acanthamoebidae. Gene Ontology annotation, biological process: RNA methylation.
AUGGGAAAGGGCCGGCACACGAUCAAGGUCAACAAGAGGGGCAGGAAGGGGCAGGGCGGCCGCCACAACAAGAAGCGAAAGACGGAUGAAGCCGGCUGGGAUAUCGAAGAGGGCAAAGGCAAGAGAGGAAAUUGGGCGCCCUCGGAACGCAAGAACGAUUUGUUCGUGGAGUACUACAGGAACACCUUUGGCUUCUCCGAUGCUGAAUGGACUGAGUUCAGCGAGUCCCUUACGCGCGAUCUGCCCACCACGUUCCGCAUCACGGCCCAUUCCUACUUCGCGGCAGCGCUACGUGAGAAAUUGACCACCUACUUCCAACCAAAGCUGCACAACGUCGAUGUGGGUUCCGAACUCCUGCCCAACAUCAUGCAAUUCGAGCCUCUCUCCUGGUACCCCAACGGCAACGGUUGGUAUGUGCGCACUCCUCGUCGUGCACUCAAGAAGGUCGACGCCCUGACCCAGUUCAACCAGUUCCUGGUGAAUGAAACUGAAGUGGGUCACACGUCGCGUCAAGAGGCCGUGAGCAUGAUCCCGCCUAUCUUCCUCAAGGUCGAGAACCAUCACAAGGUUCUCGACAUGUGUGCCGCGCCCGGUUCCAAGACGACGCAGCUCAUCGAGUACCUUCACCAAGGACUCGAGCACGGCCAGAUCCCCUGUACCAUACCAUACCGCCUUUAUCGCUUUGAAUGCUACUCGGAGCUCCGGCCUGGCAUGGUGGUGGCGAACGACGUGGACGAGCAGCGAUGCUACAUGCUGGUGCACCAGGUGAAGCGCAUCGGCAGCCCGUGCGUGAUGAUGGCCAACUACGCCGCGCAGCUGUUCCCCGCGAUCCGCCCCAAGCUGGACGACGGCAGCCGUAGCGAGGUGACCUUCUUCGAUCGCAUCCUGGCCGACGUUCCGUGCAGCGGCGAUGGCACCCUGCGCAAGAACUUUGAUCUCUGGGGCAAGUGGCACCCCGGUCUGGGCACGGCCCUGCACAUGCUCCAGCUCAGGAUCGCCACCCGCGCCGCUCGCCUUCUCAAGAUCGGUGGUCGCAUGGUGUACUCGACGUGCUCCUUCAACCCGGUCGAAGACGAGGCGGUGGUGGCCGAGCUCAUCAGGCGCGGCCAGGGCGCGCUCGAGGUGGUCGACAUGUCAGACGAGCUGCCCGGCCUCAAGCGCAGCCCCGGCAUCACCAGCUGGAAGGUCUACGACCUGGUGCACAAGGACCGGGACACCAAGGAGAAGGAGUACAAGUGGUACACGGCCCACUCGGAGCUGCCCGAGAGGCGCCAGGGCUCCAUCCCGGCCACGUGCUUCCCUCCGACCGCCGACGAGGUCGAGGCCCUUCACCUGGAACGAUGCGUGCGCGUGUUCCCGCACCAGCAGGACACUGGCGGUUUCUUCAUCACGGUGGGCGAGAUGCCCCCCGUCCCCGACGAAGAGGAGGUUUUUAAGAAGAAGCACAAGAGGAAGGCCGCCAACGCCACCGGCGCAGCUGCCGCCACCACCACCACCGAGGAGGCUGCCAACGCCGAAGAAAAGGGCAAGGAGAAGGAGGCGGAGACCAAGGCCGACGACGCUGCCGGCAUGGAGCUCGAGAAGCAGGAGAAGCGAGGAAGAAGAGGAGGAAGAAGACGACGAUGA